Molecule: messenger RNA, 1587 nt
Organism: Lingula anatina
Lineage: Eukaryota; Metazoa; Brachiopoda; Lingulata; Lingulida; Lingulidae
Product: all trans-polyprenyl-diphosphate synthase PDSS2
Biological process (GO): ubiquinone biosynthetic process; isoprenoid biosynthetic process
Cellular component (GO): transferase complex; mitochondrion
Molecular function (GO): prenyltransferase activity
Source: RefSeq, a predicted model, not a curated record
GUACUUCACAUCAGCAUGUGAGGAAAGGAACGUGACUCCUUACGUGAUUGAAAUUAACGUGAAAUAAACCAAAAGACGAUUCAGAAAUGUCUGCCUUCACCAUUGCAAGGUUCAUGGCCAAUAAAAGUGGAACCAUACAAGGUCUACUCAAAUCCCCGGCAGUGCCACUGACACUGUGCAGACGGUGCCUGGCAUUAUGGGGCUUCAAUAAACCUGAUGAAUGGAAGAAAACUGUCAUGGAUGCUGAAAAACUUGUGGGAUAUUCCACAUCACUCCUCAGUCUCCGCUGUAUAUUCAGUGAUGAACUUGCCAAUGUAGCUAUGCAAGUAGGAAAACUAGUGGGAACAAAACACCCUCUGUUACAUACAGCAAGAACAUUUAUAUGGGAUGACAAGCAGGGCCCUCAGACCAGAGGGUUGAUCAUUCUACUAUUGUCCAAGGCUGCUGGACCUUCCAACCAUCCUGAUAAGAUGCCUGAUUUUGAUCGUGAAAUGGUCUGUGGUAUAUAUCAGAGCCAAAGAAAUCUUGCAGAAAUUGCAGAAAUGAUAUAUGCUGCCAACCUCAUUCACAAAGGAGUGGUCAAUCUUGCUGAAGUCAAGCCAGCAGAUGGCAUGAUGAAAGACAUGGAGUUUGGAAACAAGAUGUCUGUUUUAAGUGGAGAUUUCUUCUUAGCCAAUGCCUCAACAGCUCUUGCUGACUUAGAAAAUACCAAGGUUGUAGAAAUAAUUGCCAGUGCCAUUGGUGAUUUAAUGCAAGCAGAAUUCACAGGACUUACAGAUAAAAGUGGUUGCCCAGUCCUGAAAACAACCACAACAAUGGACAAUUGGUAUGAACAGACAUUUCUCUCUGCUGGGAGUCUGGUUGCAAAAAGUUGUAAGGCAGCCAUGGAACUUGCCAAACACUCACAAGAUGUGCAAGAAAAAGCUUUUAACUUUGGGAAAUAUUUGACAUUUGCUAGGCAGUUAAAUGAAGAUCUUCAGCCAUACAUAAGUGAAGAUGGCGGCAGUGCUCCUUUUAACCCAACAUCUGCUCCAUCAGUUCUCUAUGCCAUGGGGGGAGACCAGGAUAGGGUGGAUUUUCUCAAUAAUUGUGCAAAAACUACGAGUGGAAAGAUGCAGGCACUUAAGCUGAUCUCAAAGAGCAAGGCUCUGGAAGAAACGAAGCGUCUUUGUAGGGAACAUGGACAGAAGGCAGUGGAGGCUAUAAAAGACUUUCCCAUCUCAGAUACAAGGACUGUAUUACAGAAAAUGGCUCAAGUGACAACUAAUGUAUGAGUUUCACCUUUUACAAAAACAUCUCUUGCAACUUCUUCUUGUAGUCCUUCAACAAAGAGAUGGUGAUUGCAGGGUUCUCAGUUUUUCUUUCUAAGAUAUUUUGUACAAAAAUUUUUCAGCAUGUAUAUAAUGAUCUCUUUUUUCAUCCAUAAAACUUCAUGAACACUAAAUUUCAGUGAUUUCAUGUUGAGAUUGUUCUAAAACAAAUUAUUGGGCUGAAAGUGAAAAGAUUACUGUUCAUGGAUGAGCUUUGUCACGUUUUCCAUGAGAGGGACUGGCUUACCAAUUAAAGUGUAAGGAGGUUAUUAUUUUA